This is a messenger RNA of Salvia miltiorrhiza (redroot sage), 1139 nucleotides long. Its product is annotated as F-box/FBD/LRR-repeat protein At1g78750-like. The record is from RefSeq and is a predicted model, not a curated record. The transcript is spliced from 3 exons. Lineage: Eukaryota; Viridiplantae; Streptophyta; Magnoliopsida; Lamiales; Lamiaceae. The coding region runs from base 5 to 1084 and encodes 359 amino acids.
GAUUAUGAAGUUCACCAUAAUCUUCUUUGGUCAUCGUUUGAGCCCAUCUACUGAUAUUGAUUCGUGGCUGCGUUUUGCGAUCGAAAAACAAGUGGAAAAGCUAAUUGUAGGUUUCGACUGUGAACCGCAUGGGGCAUACUUGGUUCCGCAGUGUUUGUAUUCAUGCUCAUCAAUUACAGAAUUAUCCCUAUACAAGUGUUCGUUGAAAAUCGAGAGGAAUGUGCAGUGGAAUCAACUCAAGAGAUUACACAUUUGGAAUCCGGAUGGGUCGAGUGGUGAUGCCAUGAACCAAAUUCUUGUGGGUGCUCCUCUGUUGGAAGAGUUGUUUUAUGGGACUUUUGAAAUUAGUGAAAACUUCAAUAUCCGAUCUACUAGGUUGAAGAUGCUCGAAAUGAGCAAGUGUAAUGUAAAGGCAGAGGCAGAGCUGAGAAUUUGGGCUCCUAAUCUAUUGAAGUUAAAAUUUUCAGGUGAUGUUUGUGGGAGUUGUUUGCUAUGUGUCCCUUCUUUGACUACUGCAACUCUUUGUUUUGACGACGACUCUAUUACUCGUGAGGACAUGGCGCCUCUUGGAAUGUUCCGUCAAGUUUUUCGAAGCAUCCGCCAUGUUGAGAAUGUCUCGUUAUCAAAUUGGAGCAUUCAGUUUCUUGUCGACACGAAGAAGAAGAACAUGCCUGUUCAAUUCCCGAAUGCUGAGUUUCUAAGACUAUGUGCUGUUAAAGACCAGCAGAUGCAUGAUGUUCUUGUUGUUCUUGAGAGCUUUCCUAAGCUCAAGACGUUAAUUGUUGAUCAGAAUGGUUAUAUGUAUAAUUCGGUGGCGUCUGAGAUGGAUUUCCGUGGUCCCUCUCUGCUUCAUCUACAGACAGUUGAGAUUUACAUACUUGGAAAACAAUUCUCAAUAUCUCCAUUGGUGGAAUAUCUGUUGGAAAACGCUCACGUGCUUCAAAAGAUGCUUCUUCGACCCUACAGAGGGAGAGAUGAUCAAGAGGCGUAUAUUUCAGCUUUAAAGGAACUCCUGCGAAUGCGGAGAUCUUCCCCUUACGCAGAGGUGAUUGUAAGCCCACAUAGCUGGGAUUUUGAAUUUUGAUGUCAAUUUGGGCCAAUCCGCUUUGGUUUGAACCACUCCUUUUUAUUUACCGAUG